Medicago truncatula (barrel medic) is the source of this 476-nucleotide messenger RNA. Its product is annotated as histidine kinase 4. The coding region runs from base 59 to 442 and encodes 127 amino acids. Gene Ontology annotation, molecular function: phosphorelay sensor kinase activity. Gene Ontology annotation, cellular component: nucleus. Gene Ontology annotation, biological process: signal transduction. The record is from RefSeq and is a predicted model, not a curated record. Lineage: Eukaryota; Viridiplantae; Streptophyta; Magnoliopsida; Fabales; Fabaceae. The transcript has 4 exons.
UUUUGUUGUAAGCAUUUCAAAUGUAUAUGAUGUCACGAACUCUACUGAUCCCCUAAUCAUGUAUGGCAACCAAUACGAAGAAGGUGAUGUUUCUCUUGUCCAUGAAAGUAAGCUUGAUUUUGGAGAUCCAUACAGGAAACAUCAAAUGAUAUGUAGGUAUCACCAGAAGGCACCGCCAAAUUGGACAGCACUUUCUACUGCAAUCCUAUUCUUUGUGAUUCUUCUAUUAAUCGGUUACAUUUUAUAUGGUGCUGGGAAUUAUAUUGUCAAAGUAGAGGAUGAUUUCCACGAAAUGCAGGAGCUAAAAGUUCGAGCAGAGGCAGCCGAUGUUGCUAAGUCACAGUUUCUAGCUACUGUCUCUCAUGAAAUUAGAACACCUAUGAAUGGCAUUUUAGGAAUGCUUGGUCUGCUUCUACACGGAAUUGAACUCAACCCAACGUGACUAUGCUCAGACCGCUCAAGCAUGUGGGAAGGCU